AUGAACUCUGUGAAUUCACAGGAAAAGCCUCUCGAGCCCAAAACUCGAGAGGCAUCGAUUGCAGAGUUUAUCGACAGAACCAGACAUAUCCAGGAGGAGCAUCCUGAGGUCGACUUUACCAAGUCGGUCAUUGAACCAACCAUGAACCUGACCUACGACAUCAAGGAAAAUGUCGAAGAAGAAACUCGAAAGAAGCACGAGUCUUUAAUCACUCUGAUGCUUCAAAACACUGGCGACCUGGCAAAGGCGGAAAAGUACCUCAUGGAGGCGAGGGACUGUCUCAAGGGAUAUCCAGACAUUCUCAAACAGUUUGACGACAUCUACAUCAACAAGAGACCUGUAUCGGUCAUGCUCGGACAGUUGCACGAGUGUAUGACCCUCAAGAAUUCUCAGUAG
Molecule: messenger RNA, 396 nt
Organism: Fusarium falciforme
Lineage: Eukaryota; Fungi; Ascomycota; Sordariomycetes; Hypocreales; Nectriaceae
Exons: 2
Coding region: 1-396 (131 amino acids)
Source: RefSeq, a predicted model, not a curated record